Molecule: messenger RNA, 2739 nt
Organism: Acipenser ruthenus (sterlet)
Lineage: Eukaryota; Metazoa; Chordata; Actinopteri; Acipenseriformes; Acipenseridae
Product: desumoylating isopeptidase 1-like
Exons: 6
Coding region: 190-696 (168 amino acids)
Biological process (GO): protein modification by small protein removal
Molecular function (GO): peptidase activity
Source: RefSeq, a predicted model, not a curated record
GGAUACACUGUGACAGAAACACAUUGAAACUGUGUCUAUAAGCCAGCUGCGUCCUAGUGUGGACCCCGCUGUGCUUUUUAUCUCCGUGUCUGUCUGUCUGAAAUUGUUAUUUUUGACUGGUCGACGCUGUUUGUUUGUUAGUUAAUUUAUUUAAUCGUUAAAUCUUAAUUAUUAAUAGGUUAUACAGCGAUGGAUCAGUCAGCCGUCUACCCUGUGAAACUGUACGUUUACGACAUGUCUAAAGGAAUGGCCCGUCAGCUCAGCCCCAUAAUGUUGGGGAAACAGCUUGAUGGCAUAUGGCACACUGCCAUCGUGGUCCAUGGUGACGAGUUUUUCUACGGAGGAGAAGGUAUUUCCAGUUGUCAGCCGGGUGGAACGAUUCUUGGUGCCCCCAACACAGUGGUGGAUCUGGGAACUACAGAGGUGACGGAGGAGAUCUUCAUGGAUUACCUCACCUCGCUGGGAGAGUCCACCUACAGGGGGGAUCGGUAUCGCCUGUUUGAACACAAUUGCAACACAUUCAGUAACGAGGUGGCCCAGUUCCUGACGGGGGCAAAGAUCCCAGCCUACAUCACUGACCUCCCCUCCGAGGUGCUCUCCACGCCGUUCGGACAGGCUUUGCGACCGAUCCUGGACUCGAUUCACAUCCAGCCUCCUGGAGGAAACCACUUCAACGGGCACUACGGCCAGAGAUAGAGGAGCCAGACCCCCCGCAGACAAGAUCAGAGGAAUAGAAAUAUAUACAUUUGAAAUAUAGAGAAUUAUAUAUAUCGUGUACUGUACCACUACCUACACGUGCAGGAUUUUUAUGGACUUAUCUCAUCAGGGUUUUUAAACCUUCUCAAAACCCUUCUUAUUCUCUCUCUUCCCACCCAUUCAUUUUGUAAUAUUAGCUAGAGCAGGGGUGUGAAACUCCUGGAGGGCCCCAGUGUCUUCUGGCUUUCGUUCCACCCCCAGCUCUUCAUUCAUGGGACACAUUUCACACCUCUCUCCCAGGCCUCACAAUGUUUCACAGGUCUUGUACCUUGAAUCAAGAGCAUUUCUGUAGAUCAUCAUCAGCUGUAAAAAUAUUAAACACGUCCAAUUGAACAAAUAAGAGAUCAAUGAAGUUAAUUGAGAGCUGAAGUUGUAAUGAAAACCAGAAGACCCUUCAGAGGCCCUUGAGGACUGGAGUCUCACCCAGUCCUGGGCUUCAGAACUCCCCUAAACAAAGUAUAUUAUUAUUAUUAUUAUUAGUAUUAUUAUUAUUAUUGAAAUGAUCAGGAGCCAGGAGUUUGAGCAGGGUUAGAAACUCACACUAUCCCUGCUGCUGGCCUCAGUCCUGGGGUUCAGAACUCCCCUCAAAGAAGUCUAUUAUUAUUAUUAUUAUUAUUAUUAUUAUUAUUAUUAUUAUUAUUAUUAUUAUUAUUAUAAUGAUCAGGAACCAGGAGUUUGAGCAGGGUUAGAAACUCACACUAGCCCUGCUGCUGCUGCUGCACCCAGUCCUGGGGUUCAGAGCUCCCCUCAAUGAAGUCUAGUAUUAUUAUUAUUAAUAUUGAAAUGAUCAGGAGUCAGGAGUUUGAGCAGGGUUAGAAACUCACACUGGUCCUGCUGCUGCUGCUGCUGCUGCACCCAGUCCUGGGGUUCAGAGCUCCCUCCCCUUGUUCGGGUAUAGUAUUGAACUGAUCCUGAUCACAGCAUGAAUACGCCUCACCUGUGAGUCUGCAGGUUUACUAACAGGAGCUGUUCAUGCAGCUACAAAGGAGGAACGAUAUGGUUAACAUCAAACUCCUGAUCAUGUCAAUAACAGACUUCAUUGAGGGGAGUUCUGAACCCCAGGUUAAAAUCAAGCACUUUGUAAACCCCACCGAUCAAUAUCCCCAAAACAUUUGUAACCGCCCGAGUGUUAAAUUGAGAAAUCAAAUGAGCUGUGAUUGUGACGAGCAGAAGCUUUUUCCUGCGUGUGAUAUUGAUAGACUGGUCCGAAACUCACGAAGGGGACGGGAGAGAAAAGCAAGUGUGAUCAUUUGCACUGCAUCUGUGUAUUUUUAUCCUGUAUCUGUAAUGAAGGUGGAGUCUCUCUUGUCGUGUUCCAAACCUCAUUUUGUUGUAAUACAGCAAUGGGCAAACGUUUAGCAUCCCCCUCUAUAUAGAAUGAAUUAAUUUAGCUUCAUAAAGUCGAAUUAAACCUGCUGAAUAAUGUUACGUUAGCACUGAAUCACACACCGCUUUGUAGUUUUUCCAGUUAACAAAAGAAAAACUUGACAUUGAAAAAUGUGGCAUUUCAAAAUCUAACAUGAAAUACUACUGUACAACUAUUGAGGCUUCCGGUAGACUCUUGCAAUAUCAUUUUGUUUCUUUAAUUACAUGAUAUUAAAUAAUAAAAGAUCUGAAUUCUUUCUCAAUCCUAAAAUUCUAGGUGAUGCAAAACUUUUGGCCAGAGCUGUACAGUCUUCGAAACGAAACUCACGACAGCCAAUUUGGGAAAGAUUAAAUCUGUCUUCACUGACCAAUCAGAGUCCUGCUUUACUGGAUUUCUUCCAACCACAACUUGUUGCCAAGUCAGUUUUUAAUUUAUUUUUUGUGGUUUCAUUUUAUUUAUUUUUUUAAAUUUUUUUUUAUAACUUGUUGACUUUGUUCUGCAGUGAUGUUUCUCAUUUUAAGGUGAAUAUUUUGUUUUUAUACCGGCUUGAUUCGAACCCUGUGCCAUUUAGGUUUGGUGUUUCCUGGUCUUUUAUAAUAAACUAACACUUAACUGUG